UGUAAUGUUGUCGUCCUUGAUUAAACCAAUUAUUUUUUAUUCCCAUUUUGCAGAUCAUGUCGCGCGGGUUUUCGCUGGGCGGCGCCACCUUCGCCUUCCACUGCCUGCCACCAGUCGAGUGCCGCGAACUGGCAGCUCUGCUGCACAUCAACAACGGUUCGCUAUACGAUGCAGCAGACCCCGUAAAGCCCGAUUUCAUUUACCUUCUCACAAACUACUGGGCGGACUGCGAACCUGGUGCUUCUCUCGCCAACGUGCCACUACGUCUUGUGACGCGUUUCUGGCUGCAGGAGACGCUGCGGCUCGGGCGCUGGCUGCGUCCCGACAGCCACCCGUUCUUCGAGCCGCCUGCCAGACCUAGCAACCUGUGGCUGCAGUAUCCUACCCAGUAUCAAGAUGCAGAUCUGGACGACGUGGAUGCCGAUGGAGACGUCAACAUGCAGGAUCCCGGUCCUGCAGGAUCAACAGGACACAAGAUGCGACUGCCAUGCUCACCCAGCUUCCUCUUUCGAGGCGAGGUGCCGCUCUGGCCUUACAUCACGGCCAUGUUGGCGCAGCCAAUCCAGAAUCUCCACGAUCUUGCCACCAGGCUGCAACUGGUUACGCUGUCAGACCCGCGACGCCGAUUUAAUUGCCUGGAGUACGCACUGAAUGAGUUAUUGACACAAGAGGAACAAACCAAGUUUUUCAAGACCGUGUUGCCGGAAAUGGUGCGAUUGGUGCUGCAUUUGCCGCAAAUGUUUGCAGCUCCACCGCCACUUUUGACUCCUCUAGAAGCCGAACAGAUUGAAAGCAGUACUGGUAGUAGUUCCAAGGCUCGAGUGGCAACACAGAUGCACCGGUUUACCAAGCUGGAGGCCUUGACUCUCGUGUGCGGCUGCUUUUUCGGCAUUUUUCCCGACCAAGAUAUCGUCAAAAGCGUCCAAUCUAAUGGCAGUCCGCAGAGCAAGAAGGCAGGACGUCGCAAUGACAACGACGUCGUCAUUGAGUUCCCUUACUUCACAGCCGUUCGGAUGUUCUCGGCGGCUGGUAAUAUGACCAAGUUGGUCGCACUGAAGGCGCAGAAGAUUCGCUGUCUCCUGCAGUAUUUCUUACGGGUAAUCCCACGCGCACUCUCCGAGCGUACAGCACUUUCGACAGAGAUUAUCGACUUCACGCGUGUCGGCGUACACCUCCCACUUGCACAAGGAAGUAACGGCCCUCAAGACCUGCUCAAGUUGUUAACUACCCAAGAUCUUCACCCUCAAUUAUACGCUGCACGAUGUGUAUCCGACGCUUUGAUCGAAGAUCUGGACGAGCAUUUGCAGAUUGAUUUCGCCAACAAAUUCGCCGGUGGAGGUGUGCUUAACUCUGGGUGCGUCCAAGAAGAGAUCCGCUUCCUGCUUUCUCCCGAGCUAUUGGUGUCGUGUCUGUUGUUCGCGAAACUGGAGCGCCACGAGGCAUUUGUGAUCCAUGGAACGGAGCGCUACUGUGCGUAUCAAGGAUACGGCGGGUCGUUUGUCUAUGGGGGCAACUUUGAGGACACGACAGCUUUAGUAACUUUACCGGACGGCUGCGUACGCCGGCAAUGCGUUAUCGUGGGCAUUGACGCCACGGACUAUAGCUCUGCGCGAAUGGAAAAGCAAUACUCGCGUGGCCACGUAUGGCGCGAUCUGGUCAAGGCGCACGCUGGGUUCGCAUACCCAGAUGCACAUGAUGACCAUUAUUCUUGGCCUGUUGCCACUGGCAAUUGGGGCUGUGGCGUUUUCCGGGGCGAUCGAGAACUCAAGUUUCUGAUCCAGUGGCUCGCAGCUUCACUGCGUCAGCGUGAACUGGUCUACGUGUUGUUCGAGCGCGAUCUGGAUCUUCAAGCCAAAGUAGAGCCGUUGCUGACGCUCGCUACUUGUCCAAAGGCGAUUGAGUGGGACCGUCAGAGUGGCGGAGUGAUACAAUGGCUCGCGGGAUUUCUAUUGAACGAGCUGAGUGCUGGUCGUGGGAGCGUAUUGGCGCGUGCCUCGCGGUCGCUGGAGCAAGCGCUGGCAAAGCUGGAGCUACCCGAAUCGAAGCAACAGGCUAAGACGUCGCCAGUGCUGGACACGAAACAGGAGCCUUCACUUGAAGUUGACGAGAACUCGGAGGCGACGAAGAAGAAGCCCAAAACGAUGCACCAAAUGACCAUGCAAGACUUUUUUGCACCCAAGCAAUGAAUAAGCAGACUAAAUAAUUGAAAAGUGGGUUAACCUUCAUCACCAUAAAGUCCCAAGGCAAGCAAAACACGGAACACCACGACUUGUUUGCAGAAUGCAUUGGCCGGUCGCUUUAAAAUCUACUUACACACAAAACGAGUCACAUACCGAGGCCUGCCACGACGAUGUAGUUGCUUCCUUGGUUAGGGGGGAUUAUUCCGUCUAGGAGAGUCUAGUUCGUUUAAGCCUUCUUCUGGAUUAUUUGGCUCUUGUCGUUGGUGCUGCGUUUGGCAGCUUCCGCGACUUUGUCGAAGGCUGCGCUGGACGUGUCCAUGGCGAUGUCGGUGGCUCGGUUGGCGACCAGCAUGGGGUCGAGGAUGGGGUCGUCGGCCUGCGCGAAGCUCAUAAGGGCGACCACGAGUAGCGAAGCGACAGCGAAAAGGCGAACCAUGGUGCUGCUUUAUUUAUUCUCUUUGUGUUGCGGUGAGGCUUGACGAAUGAACUCUAGCGCAGGGUGGGGGACGCGGAAUGUGCCAUGCUGUCGGUAGCGGAUGUGCUGUCGAUAGGCAGAUCGAGUAGAAAAAGUCGGCAAAACCUCCGGUAAUUGGUACAACAACUGGAUUCUACAGUUACAUAACAAAUAAAAGUAUCAAAAGUA
Messenger RNA from Phytophthora nicotianae INRA-310, 2823 nucleotides. RefSeq lists its product as hypothetical. The transcript is spliced from 3 exons. The record is from RefSeq and is a predicted model, not a curated record. Gene Ontology annotation, cellular component: nucleus; cytoplasm. Gene Ontology annotation, molecular function: poly(ADP-ribose) glycohydrolase activity. Lineage: Eukaryota; Oomycota; Peronosporomycetes; Peronosporales; Peronosporaceae. The coding region runs from base 57 to 2186 and encodes 709 amino acids. Gene Ontology annotation, biological process: ATP generation from poly-ADP-D-ribose; nucleotide-sugar metabolic process; regulation of DNA repair.